Epinephelus lanceolatus (giant grouper) is the source of this 3190-nucleotide messenger RNA. RefSeq names its product kinesin-1 heavy chain. The record is from RefSeq and is a predicted model, not a curated record. Gene Ontology annotation, molecular function: microtubule binding; ATP binding; microtubule motor activity. Gene Ontology annotation, biological process: microtubule-based movement. Lineage: Eukaryota; Metazoa; Chordata; Actinopteri; Perciformes; Serranidae.
UCCACAGCAGCAGGAGGGGCGAGGCGGCCAGCCGCUGAUCCACCGGUAUCAUGGAUUCCUAACAGGAGGGGGAAGUGAAUGGGAGGAAAACAAGGAUUUUUCUUGUAUGCCCGACAGAUUAUCAUCCUUUCCAGAACCUGAGAAUGGGACAGAGGGGCCCGGCCUCCCUUUUCGCCCCCCACGGCCGCCCCAAAGGGAUCCAGGAUAUACUUUAAUUUUAUCGGUGAAUUUCCAUUCGUAAACCGUGGAAGAUGGCCGACCCGGCGGAGUGCACCAUCAAAGUGAUGUGCCGUUUUAGGCCCCUGAACAGCUCCGAGGUGGCCAGAGGCGACAAAUACAUUCCCAAGUUUCAAGGGGAAGAAAACGUUAUUAUCUCGGGCAAACCUUACAUGUUCGACAGAGUGUUUCAAUCAAAUACAACGCAGGAACAAGUGUACAACGCCUGCGCCCAGAAGAUUGUAAAAGAUGUUCUGGAGGGAUACAAUGGAACCAUUUUUGCAUAUGGGCAGACAUCAUCUGGCAAAACACACACCAUGGAGGGGAAUCUCCAUGACACAGAUGCAAUGGGCAUCAUCCCCAGGAUAGUUCAAGAUAUCUUCAACUACAUCUAUUCCAUGGAUGAAAACCUGGAGUUUCAUAUCAAAGUUUCAUAUUUUGAAAUUUACUUAGACAAGAUCCGGGACCUUUUGGAUGUGUCAAAGACCAAUUUGUCAGUGCAUGAAGACAAAAACAGAGUACCAUACGUCAAGGGCUGCACUGAGAGAUUUGUCUGCAGCCCAGAGGAGGUCAUGGACACAAUUGAUGAAGGCAAAUCAAACAGACAUGUAGCAGUCACAAACAUGAACGAGCACAGCUCCAGGAGUCACAGUAUCUUCCUGAUAAAUGUCAAACAGGAGAACACUCAGACAGAGCAGAAGCUCAGUGGCAAACUCUACCUGGUGGAUCUGGCUGGCAGUGAAAAGGUCAGUAAAACAGGAGCAGAGGGAGCUGUGCUGGAUGAAGCCAAGAACAUCAACAAGUCUCUGUCGUCCUUGGGAAACGUCAUCUCUGCUCUGGCAGAAGGAACAGCCUACAUCCCCUACCGAGACAGCAAGAUGACCCGUAUCCUUCAGGACUCUCUUGGCGGUAACUGUCGAACCACCAUUGUCAUCUGCUGCUCGCCUUCCUCCUAUAAUGAGGCCGAAACCAAAUCCACCCUCAUGUUUGGACAAAGAGCAAAGACCAUCAAGAACACUGUCACUGUGAACGUGGAGCUGACAGCAGAGCAGUGGAAGCAGAAAUAUGAAAGGGAGAAGGAGAAGAAUAAGACCCUGAGGAACACCAUCAACUGGUUGGAGAAUGAGCUUAACCGCUGGAGGAAUGGUGAAAGUGUGCCAGUGGAGGAGCAAUUCGACAAGGAGAAGGCCAAUGCCGAGGUGCAGGCCUUGGACAACAUCAUCAACGAAAAGCAGGCCUCCACACCCAACGUGCCGGGUGUUCGCCUCACCGACGUGGAGAAGGACAAGUGUGAGGCCGAGCUGGCCAAACUUUACAAACAGCUGGAUGAUAAGGACGAAGAAAUCAACCAGCAGAGCCAGCUGGCUGAAAAGCUGAAGCAGCAGAUGCUGGACCAGGAGGAGCUCUUAGCCUCCUCACGCCGCGAUCACGAGAACCUCCAGGCAGAGCUGAACCGCCUGCAGGCAGAGAACGAGGCCUCCAAAGACGAGGUGAAGGAGGUGCUGCAGGCUCUGGAAGAGCUGGCCGUCAACUAUGACCAGAAGAGCCAGGAGGUGGAGGAUAAGACCAAGGAGUUUGAGGCCAUCAGCGAAGAGCUCAGCCAGAAAUCGUCCAUUCUGUCGUCUCUGGACUCUGAGCUCCAGAAGCUGAAGGAGAUGUCCAACCACCAGAAGAAGAGGGUGACCGAGAUGAUGUCUUCACUGCUCAAAGACCUGGCUGAGAUUGGCAUCGCUGUAGGAAGCAAUGACAUCAAGCAACACGAGGGCAGUGGCCUGAUAGAUGAGGAGUUCACAGUGGCCCGCCUCUACAUCAGUAAGAUGAAAUCCGAAGUGAAGACCAUGGCGAAACGCUGCAAGCAGCUGGAAGGCACCCAAUCAGAGAGCAACAAGAAGAUGGAUGAGAAUGAGAAGGAGCUGGCUGCCUGCCAGCUGCGCAUCUCCCAGCACGAGGCUAAAAUCAAGUCUCUGACUGAGUACCUGCAAAACGUGGAGCACAAGAAGAGGCAGCUGGAGGAGAACGUGGACUCUCUCAAUGAGGAGCUUGUCAAGCUCAGCGCUCAGGAGAAAGUUCAUGCUAUGGAGAAGGAGAAUGAGAUCCAGACUGCCAAUGAAGUCAAGGAAGCGGUGGAGAAGCAGAUCCACUCCCACCGUGAAGCUCAUCACAAGCAGAUCAGCAGCCUGAGAGAUGAGCUGGACAACAAGGAGAAACUCAUCACUGAGCUGCAGGAUUUGAACCAGAAGAUCAUGCUGGAGCAGGAGAGACUCAGAGUAGAGCACGAGAAACUCAAAUCCACUGACCAAGAGAAGAGCCGCAAGCUGCAUGAGCUUACGGUGAUGCAGGACAGAAGGGAGCAGGCCAGACAGGACUUGAAGGGUCUGGAGGAGACAGUGGCCAAGGAGCUGCAGACCCUGCACAAUUUGAGGAAGCUUUUUGUCCAGGAUUUGGCUACCAGAGUGAAAAAGAGCGCUGAGAUGGACUCGGAUGACACAGGCGGCAGCGCAGCGCAGAAACAGAAAAUCUCCUUUCUUGAGAACAAUCUUGAGCAACUCACCAAGGUUCACAAACAGCUGGUACGUGACAAUGCAGACCUGCGCUGUGAGCUUCCUAAACUGGAAAAACGUCUUCGUGCUACAGCUGAGCGGGUCAAGGCCCUUGAAUCUGCUCUGAAGGAGGCCAAGGAGAACGCCGCCCGUGACCGCAAGCGCUACCAGCAGGAGGUUGAUCGCAUCAAGGAGGCUGUCAGGGCCAAGAACAUGGCCAGGAGGGGACAUUCAGCCCAGAUCGCCAAGCCUAUCCGGCCUGGGCAGCAGCCAGUGGCGUCUCCCACCCACCCCAACAUCAACCGCAGUGGAGGUGGUUUCUACCAGAACAGCCAGACGGUGUCCAUCAGGGGAGGAAGCAGCGGUGGCAAGCCAGACAAGAACUAAAGAGCAGCGGGAUAGAAGGACGACACCACUGAAGAAGCCAAUAUCCC